ACUGAGUCGCAUUGCAGGCAGUAGUCUACCAGCGUUACUUGCUGUAAGGUUGCACAAAGAUAAUGGGAUUUAUGUGUGGCAGCAAUGGUUGGAACAAUUGAAGCACCAGGAAGUUGAGACAGCCAGUGUUGUUCUCCUUGGCCACCAAUUACCCCCCAUGGUUCCCGCCCUGACUGAUCGUGUCGGUUGGCAUCUCCUCCCAGGAUUCUUUGCACUUCUCAGCCAGCACUUGCUCCAAUUCUCAGUUGUUUAAACAGCCUUCGGGAUACUGCGCGAGGCUUCACGUUCUCUAACUCGUACGGAUUCUCACGUUGCUCGCCAGACCAAUACCGAACCCCAUCGAACGCAUUAGAUCCAGUCAGGAGAACAUUCGCACUUCCAGCAUCGACAUGAAUUCUUUAGCAGGCUGGAAGCUGGUCAUCGUCGCGGCGAUCCUCGUUUUGACAUUCUUCAUUGGGCCCUAUGAUGUUCUGACAAGACCACCAACUGUUACAUCUCCGGGGCCAAGUACUCUUCCGCUACCCACCGUUGCCAUUAUAGCUACCGGAGGGCCUGCUUUAGGGAAGGGGAACUCCCCAACCGAUACCUCGCAUUACGUAUCCGGCGCUUAUAACAUCAACGAUGCGGUUGUUUCUAUUCUGCCAGAUCUGGAAGGAAUUGCGCAUAUUGUCACAGAACAAAUCCUUUCUAUCGAUAGCAUCGACAUUGGCACGGAACAACUAAUCAUCAUCCUACAUACUGUUAUGAAAUACCUCCGACGGCCAGAAAUAUCCGGAGUGGUUCUCGUUCUCGGAUCCAGCAAGUUAACUCUCGUGGCUAGGUUCUUAGAGCAUACAAUAGCGCUUGACUACUUCAAUAAGUCCGUUUGUCUGACUGCUGCUCCAAAGCCACUUACGGCGCAUGGCGCAGAAGGGCCUGGUAGCAUACUCUCGGCCACAAAGGUGUCGGUGGCAUCUCAUGACAACCGAAUUCUCAUCGUUUUUAAUGAUCUUAUCACGCUCGCAAGGCGUAGCUACAAACAAAACAAUGUGCUAUUCUCAGGGGACAGGUCACUCUUGGGGAGGAUCGUUGACUUUGGACCCGAGAUGAUACAUCGGCCAAGCAACAGCCCCAAGACGUUCCAGUUUGACGAGGAUCAGGUAUAUAACAAGACUAAGACUAAGUCCAAGUAUUUUCCCUCUAUGAGUGAAGAGAGGGAUUUCGAUAUCGCUACGAAAGAAGGGGUCAAGGGUGCGGUUUUAGGGGUAUUUGAGGAUGGAUAUUGGCCACAACCAUUGAUGCGAGGACUUAACAAGCUGAUGAACCAGCCGGAUGUUAUUGUGGCUGCAGUCCCUUAUGGCUUCUCUUUCAACAUGAAAGGAAGAAUUGAUGGAGUAGUACCAGCAGGUGACUGGACUGAUCGGGAUCUUAUGAUGAUUAUGCCAUUCCUCCUGGCGUCAAAUAUGAGUAGGGAAGAGAUUUUAGAUUUUAUCGAGACUCCUUACAAUGAAAUCUGAGUCUGGGAAUGUUCUUUAAUUCAGCAAUUCAGAACCCGCAGAAUCGAUG
Molecule: messenger RNA, 1545 nt
Organism: Fusarium redolens
Lineage: Eukaryota; Fungi; Ascomycota; Sordariomycetes; Hypocreales; Nectriaceae
Product: Asparaginase/glutaminase
Exons: 2
Coding region: 390-1496 (368 amino acids)
Source: RefSeq, a predicted model, not a curated record